This is a messenger RNA of Cordyceps militaris CM01, 1923 nucleotides long. RefSeq lists its product as uncharacterized. The coding region runs from base 1 to 1923 and encodes 640 amino acids. The transcript is spliced from 19 exons. The record is from RefSeq and is a predicted model, not a curated record. Lineage: Eukaryota; Fungi; Ascomycota; Sordariomycetes; Hypocreales; Cordycipitaceae.
AUGGGGGGAGUGAUUGAGCGCGAGGGAACGCGGGCGCGGGCCAGGGCGAAGGCGAGGGCAAGCCAGGGAAGCAGCCUGGGCUGGGCCGAGCUGGGCUGGCUUGGGGGGGGGGUAGAGAAGGAGGAGGAGGGGACGACGGACAAGGAGACGAGAGGGGGCAACGCUCCCACGCUACAAUCUGCCUGCCACACACAAAGUGGCCCAGCGACGGAGCUACUGCCGCAGAGUGCAAGGUUGUCGAGGUACGACUGGGUCCUCCUUGUACCAGUACCAGCAAAGACUUAUGUGCGCGUCCUUUUUUUUGUCGCCCGCAUGGUAGGCAAGCAGGCUAGAGUGCAUGAAGGUCCAUUCUGCGUGGUACGCAUGGUGCUUGCGGCUCAAGGGGCACCUGUGCACCGUGCUUUGCGGUCCGAGACGGGGGGCAGAGCAGGUAACUACCUGUACAGUAACGGACAAAACCGACGGGACCGUCCAAGCGCGUCGUGGUUGGCGUGGGCGUGGUUUGCCGGUCAACCUGGUAGCCUUCUCAGUGCCUUGUCGCAGACUGUGCUUGGUGCUUGGUGCUGCUGGGUGAGAUGUGGUGCUGGCGUUAUAGAACAAACAAGACGGGAGGGAACGAAACGAGCCGAGUGGUCACUUGCGAGGGAGCAGCUUGCACUUGUAGGUUGGCAGCUGGCACCAGUUGAUCUACACCCACCAAACGGACGGCGGACGCCUGCGCGUUUGACUGUUGGCAGCUGGCAGUGGCCACGUAGUUCGAGGGAGCUUUCAACUACCGAUGCUAGCGGAUUUGUGGCCUCGCGAAGCCCACUAGGUAGGGAGACGGAAUUACCAAGCGUUGGUACAAGAGGGGGCGUGCAAUACUGCAAGCAAAAGGUGUGCGUGUUUGUGUGUGUCUAUCCGUGUGGUGCGCGCGUGUGCGUUGUGUGUGUGUCAGUAUGGCAAUUGGCAAAUAGCGUGCGGCGAGUUAGUAGCUGCCUCUCCUGGUACCGUCACUGCACAGAGCCCGCAUACGCGCUCUCCUCGUCCUUCUGCCUGUUAAGCGAUAUGACACGGUUCUACAUAUGCCAUCGGGAAGCCGCAUCUUCUCUUCUUUUUCAUCAGUCCCUCAUACCGAACCCAGCGGCACCCUCAGAGCCUGCUAGCCUUACCCUGGGCCCUGCCGGCCACGUUGCCAAAUCUAGACCAGUUGACGAUAACUACUCUGUACUCCGUCCUCACAUCGACAAGUGCCCCACCAUAGCUUCCUCGACGCGUGCGUCUCGCCUCGCACCCUGGAUCGAUGCCCAUCUGACUCUCCAGCCGCCAGUGUUGACUGACCAACCCGAUAUUGAUCUCCCGACUUACACGGAUGGGAAGGGGAGUAGUCGAAAGAGCCCAUACAAGGCUAGCCCGCUUACGGACUCAAUCGAGCGUCAGGUCUCGCAGCGAUCGCAAGCGCUGGUCGUCGAAGAGCCCGUAGUUGCAACUGCAACUGCAACGGCCAUGUUGCAAGCCACGAGACCCAUAGCUUCAGCCACGAUCAAGCGAGCACGCGACCAAAUUGGAGGUAAAGAACCGAAAGUGCAAGGGCUGGGCGCUGCCAAACUAUCCCACAAUGCGCGGCGCUCAUCAAACACACCCACGCCGUCCCUCGUUGAUGGCAAAAAGCAAGCUAAGCACAGGCGGAGCGGGCCCGCCCUUUUUAAGCUCAGCGCUGCCCACACGGUGGUGGUGCCCGUCAAAACGGCUCUUUCGGUCAUCAAGUGUAUCAGCAUUGCUCUAAAACUCACGAGUCCCGUGGGCACCAAUGGCGCUGGCAAAGCUGCAUAUCGCCUGCCGCCUGCAUGCUUAGUUACGUCUUUGACCAGUUUUGAGUGGUGGGCGGGAGCCAGCUUGGAGCCGAGCCUGCUUUAUUCGCAGGGUGGGCGUGCGGUGGGGUAG